CCUCUAAGCCGAAGUCGUGACAGAGGAAGAAGAUCUGCUGCUUGUGCAAAAAAAAAAAAAAAAAAAAAAACCUUAUCUUGCAAUGGCUUCUUCAACUUUCGUCUCUCUUCCAAAACCCUUCUUUGCUUUUUCAGUUAAAACCAGUACUCUUCCCCUAGCUAACCAUAAGCUUCUCGGAACUCGAAGAGGUUGUCUGAGAGUCAAAGCGAUUUCCACUAAAUGGGAACCGACAAAGGUUGUUCCUCAAGCAGACAGAGUUCUUGUUCGCCUUGAAGAGCUUGCUCAGACAACCUCAGGUGGAGUGUUGUUGCCUAAAGCAGCUGUUAAGUUUGAGAGAUACUUAACCGGAGAGGUUGUCUCUGUUGGUUCUGAGGUUGGACAACAAGUUGGCCCUGGGAAGAAGGUUCUGUUCUCUGACGUGAGGGCUUAUGAGGUGGAUUUGGGGACGGGUGCUAGGCAUUGCUUUUGUAAAGAGAGCGACUUGUUGGCUCUCGUGGAGUGAGUGAGUGUGACCUUGUCCGAGAAGAUACAAUUACGUCUAGUGUUUGUUUCUUCAAGAUUUUUAGUUUGUUUCCUGUAAUUCUCAGACAGCAGCAUAUCUUUGUUUUUCAAUUUAAUAUCAUUUUGAAGACAAUCAA
Molecule: messenger RNA, 638 nt
Organism: Brassica napus (rape)
Lineage: Eukaryota; Viridiplantae; Streptophyta; Magnoliopsida; Brassicales; Brassicaceae
Product: 10 kDa chaperonin 2, chloroplastic-like
Exons: 6
Coding region: 83-502 (139 amino acids)
Cellular component (GO): mitochondrial matrix
Molecular function (GO): protein-folding chaperone binding; ATP binding; protein folding chaperone
Source: RefSeq, a predicted model, not a curated record